CGGUUCCAAGAUAAAUGCCUGGGUGCAGGGCCCAUCCAUGGCAGUCCUCCAUCUGUCCUGGUCCUCCAAACGUCAGCGGACCCUAAUAGAAAUUAGAGCUCUUUAGAACUGUAUUGACUUGAAGAAUUUUUCCCAGUUCCUUUAACUCAUCUGGUGAGGAAACUAUUCAAAGUUAGACUGUGCUUAUCUGGACUUUAAUAAAGGCACUGACCGAUUUUUGAGCAGAAAACCAGUUUUGCAAAUCAUGGGAAGGAAAAUCCAUGAAUGUGCUUUUAUGCUCUUAAGUGACUUUUUAAAAGAGAAGUUCUACCAGUUUCUGUUUUACACAAAAGACACUUUUCAACAAAAACCCUGAUCCUGUAGAGGACAGCCUGUUAAGUAUUUUCUGGAAAGGGACAGGCAGUAAAUACUUUCAGCUUUACGGGUCUCUGUUGCUGUUAUUGAGCUCCAGAGCUGGAGGCCCCUCACCCAGCACCAUUCUAGUAAAACUUUAUCUACAGAUGGAGGCGAUGGGCCAGUUCCGUCUCUUGGAGGUAGGUUCCUUGCCUUGCUGUGACCCAUAAGCUCCCUCCUGGACAGGUGCUGGGGGCUUUGAACAUUGGAUGGCCAUGUUGGAAGGGGUGCUCCUUGGGCCCAGCACCAGACUGAGGGGUACCUCAGGGGUGGGCAGUCUGGAAGAAGUGGUUUCAAUCUUUGCUUUGAGUAGGGGAAGGAAAUGGUUUCAGCCACAUACUUUGAGACUCCGGUUGACCUCAGGCCCCUCCUGCCUUUGCCUUUCAAAAGCACUGGUGACAUGGGCUCUAUUCACAAGGCUCUGGCUUGGUGCCCUGUGAACCUAUUUCCCUCAGCAUACCUUGCAUCUGGGUAGGAAGGGAUGGUCGUUGUCUGAUUAGACAGCAGGACCCAGGACCUGGCCCUCACUUGAGAUAAUGCAGCCAACAGAGCCCCAGAGUGGGUGCUGAGUGGCAAGGGCACAGGGCUGGGGCUUGUCAUGCCAGGUGGCAUGUGCAGGUCCUGGUGUGUUAGCCCUAGGCUGUGGGGAUAGGGCACCCUGGGCUCUCACCUGACCCUGGGCCAAGUCACGGCUGUCCUCCCCAGCCCCUGACUUGGCAAAGCCACAGCUGCAUGCAGGCCCAGCUAUUGUGGUGUGGACCCUACAAUGCUAGCCUUGACAAGUAGGUGCAUGUUAGUGUCUGUCCCCACCACAUAUGUGUCCUCAGGGCUGUAACAUGUUCAUUUCCCUGGCAGGGACACAGGGGGACUGAGAGGUUAUGGUUCUGUCUCUGCCCUAGUAAGUUUAUAGGCCAGGCAGUAGGAGUGACAGGCCAGAGGAGCCUGAAGUAUGCAGAUAGAUGCUGGGGCUAGAGGGCCCAGUGCAUGUGGGUAGAUGGCAGCUGGGUGGGAUAGGCCUCCUCUUCCCUGCACAAGGUUUCUCUCCCAAGACCCCUCCUCCCUCUGCAGGCCUGGGGUGUGCAGUGUGGCAGAGGCACCAAGACCUGGGCCCCACCCUGUGAGGCCCACUGGUAACAGGUGUCCCUGAGAUGGCGCCUUCUCCCCCUUUCUGCAAAGGUGGCCUGUGAGUACGGCAUGGUGCACGUGAUCUCUGAAUACGGGGGCCCCAAAGGCAGAGACUACUGCAUCCAGUACAACCCUCAGUGGGCUCACCUGCCGCACGACCUCAGCAAAGCGUCUCUCCUGCAGCUGCGCAACUGGACAGCGUCUCUGCUCUGCUCUUCCACUGACCUGCCCAUCAAUGGCUUCAGCAACCAGAUCCCACUGGUGGCCCGGGGCAACUGCACCUUCUACGAGAAAGUGCGGCUGGCCCAGGGCAGUGGGGCACGCGGGCUGCUUGUUGUCAGCAAGGAGAAGCUGGUCCCCCCAGGGGGCAACAAGACACAGUAUGACGAGAUUGGGAUUCCUGUUGCCCUACUCAGCUACAAAGACAUGCUGGACAUCUUCAGGCCCUGGUGUUUCUUGAGGCAGCGUUUUGGCCGAGUGGUGAGGGGGGCACUGUAUGCCCCUAAUGAGCCAGUGCUGGACUACAACAUGGUCGUUAUCUUCAUCAUGGCUGUGGGCACUGUCGCCAUCGGGGGCCACUGGGCUGGGAGCCGGGAUGUGAAGAAAAGGUACAUGAAGCACAAGCGAGAUGAUGGGCUCGAGAAGCAGGAGGACGAGGCGGUAGAUGUGACACCGGUCAUGACCUGCGUGUUCGUGGUCAUGUGCUGCUCCAUGCUGGUGCUGCUCUACUACUUCUAUGACCAGCUCGUCUAUGUCGUCAUUGGGAUCUUCUGCCUGGCCUCCUCCACAGGCCUGUACAACUGCCUGGCGCCCUUCGUCCGGAGGCUGCCGUUCUGCAAGUGCAGGGUCCCAGACAACAGCCUGCCCUACUUCCACAAGCGCCCCCAGGCCCGCAUGCUACUCCUGGCACUCUUCUGCAUCACUGUCAGCGUGGUGUGGGGCAUCUUCCGUAAUGAGGACCAGUGGGCCUGGGUGCUCCAGGACGCCCUGGGCAUUGCCUUCUGCCUCUACAUGCUGAAAACCAUACGCCUCCCUACAUUCAAGGCCUGCACGUUGCUGCUCCUGGUGCUCUUCCUCUAUGACAUCUUUUUUGUGUUCAUCACACCUUUCCUGACCAAGAGUGGUAACAGCAUCAUGGUGGAGGUGGCCACUGGGCCCUCAGACUCGGCUACCCAUGAGAAGUUGCCAAUGGUCCUGAAGGUGCCUAGACUGAACUCCUCACCACUGGCCUUGUGUGACCGGCCCUUUUCCCUGCUGGGCUUUGGAGACAUUUUAGUGCCAGGGUUGCUUGUAGCCUACUGCCACAGGUUUGACAUCCAGGUGCAAUCUUCCCGGGUGUACUUCGUGGCCUGCACCAUCGCCUAUGGCAUCGGCCUCCUGGUGACGUUUCUGGCCCUGGCCCUUAUGCAGCGAGGCCAGCCUGCCCUCCUCUACCUGGUGCCUUGCACACUGGUGACGAGCUUCGCUGUGGCGCUUUGGCGCCGGGAGUUGGGCGUGUUCUGGACGGGCAGCGGUUUUGCGAAAGAUCUACCUCAGGCUCCUUGGGCCCCAGCUCCAGCCGAUGGUCUACAGCCCCCAAAGGACUUGGAUGCACCCCUCUCCUCACAGCCUCCCAGCAAAGACCCGGCCGGGUCUCCCCCACCCACUGAGCAGCCCUCGGAACUGGCUGCUCCUGAGGAGAUGGGGCCCACAGCCCCCACCCAGAAGCCUGGGGACCCAGCUGACAGCACCCCCGAACCCACAGGUCAGGACCUGGCCUAUCCUGACCCUGAGGCUCAGUCUAGUGCCUUGGCCUAGGGGACUCGGCCUGCCACGCUGAGAUGCCAGCCCCUGGUGCCUGAAGGCCAAGGACAGAUGCAAGAUGUCCGUGGACUGAGCCUGGGCUGGCCACCCUCCCCCAUGGUGCUCAAGUCCUCAGAGGUUCUUGCUGGCCCCUCACGCCCUGCUCCCAGCUCGUGUGGCUGCCACAAGCCCUGGAUGGCCAGUGUGUUUGUUGCCUGGCCCUUCCUGGUCCCUAUGCUGUGGCGGGCUUGGCCGGGCUGCAGACGCGUGCACGUCUGGUGCUUCCCUGCCGCUUCUGCCACCUCCUCCAACCUGUUCCACACUAUGCCCUGUUUUUGCUGUUUGUAGGGUGGGUGGGGAGAAGCCUUUGCCUCCCUGCUGAGCUGGUUCCUUGCUCAUAUCAGCUGGUGCAGACCCAAGACCCAGAGAUUGGCAGCAGCCACCCUCAUUUCGAGGCAUAGACUGGGCCAAGACAGGGCCUGCAGAGUGGGUGGCGAGGAUGGGGCAGCAGGGAGUGGACAGGCUGCUCCUUCCGGGACUGGAGGUGCCGUGUGUGCACUGUUCCCGGUUUUAAUAAACAGUCACGACUGCUA
This is a messenger RNA of Nycticebus coucang (slow loris), 3893 nucleotides long. RefSeq names its product signal peptide peptidase like 2B (gene SPPL2B). Gene Ontology annotation, cellular component: Golgi-associated vesicle membrane; cytoplasmic side of endoplasmic reticulum membrane; lumenal side of endoplasmic reticulum membrane. Gene Ontology annotation, molecular function: aspartic endopeptidase activity, intramembrane cleaving. Gene Ontology annotation, biological process: membrane protein proteolysis. The coding region runs from base 1588 to 3315 and encodes 575 amino acids. Lineage: Eukaryota; Metazoa; Chordata; Mammalia; Primates; Lorisidae. The transcript is spliced from 15 exons. The record is from RefSeq and is a predicted model, not a curated record.